AUGACCUACAUUGUGAAGUUUAUUUAUUUUUCGUUUACCGUUUUUGUAUGUUUACAUCAAACUUCUGCAAUAGAUUGCUUCAAAUGCGUAUCAAUCGGUGGGAACAACAAAGAAUGUGACGACCCUUUUCACAACAACGGAACAAUUGGAUACUUAGAAUCUCCUUGUUUGAGCGGGCGAAAAGGCCGCGAUGGUCUUUUUCCAGCAACUUCUUGUGUUAAACUUGCUGGAUUUUACUAUGAUACUGGGGUGUCGUUGACAGUGAGAACAUGUGCGUUGGACAGUGGGACUCUGACAACCGAUUCAGAAUUGGUCAGAAUGUCACAUUGUGGAGGAUUUUACUUUGAUGAUAAGUACGUUCGAGGGUGCGUGCAAUCUUGUAACGAUGUAGACGCAUGUAAUUCAUCUUUCUCAAUUACAGGAAGAUAUCUUACUUAUUAUCUAACAGUUAUAAUAUUACAAGUUUUUUCAUUAUUAUAUUGUUAA
Molecule: messenger RNA, 486 nt
Organism: Cotesia congregata
Lineage: Eukaryota; Metazoa; Arthropoda; Insecta; Hymenoptera; Braconidae
Source: the annotation of a GenBank genome assembly